GUUAAAGUCAGAAGUUAAUCAGCUUGUUGAUUUUGAAGCAUGAAUGCGAUUCUCACUAUUCUACUUCUUCGUCUUUCUCUUUUCCCCCUUCUCCCCUUCCUCCCCUUCUUCGUCAUCAUCAUCCCCUUCUCAGCACCAUGUCGUCUUGUUUGUCACCAUCUACUCAUCUUCUCAUCGCGUGCUAGUCCUUACCAGCCCGUACUGGUCCGUACUGUAGACACCGCAGGUAGUCUUUGUGCCGUCGUCCAGCCAGCCAGCGAAACAUCUGUCCUUUCCUUACCUUAGGCACCUUCCAUCCGAUUCUCAGAGUCACCAGUCACCACUCUCCAAUCCCCUCCGUUUUCUGCCUGUUUCCUGUUUCCUCUCAUGUCAGGCGUUGGAGCUUGUGGGAUGCAAGCCCUCACAAAAGCAGCAGCGCAUGCACGAGAUCCACCGCGCAGCGCAGAGUGGAGAGUGGACGCCGGACGGCCCCGGACUUUUUUUAAAAAAACUGCGGCUAGGUCGCGGCUGUACCUCCGGCUGGCUGGCUGGCUGGCUGGGCCCCUG
Tricharina praecox is the source of this 546-nucleotide messenger RNA. RefSeq lists its product as uncharacterized. The coding region runs from base 40 to 285 and encodes 81 amino acids. The record is from RefSeq and is a predicted model, not a curated record. Lineage: Eukaryota; Fungi; Ascomycota; Pezizomycetes; Pezizales; Pyronemataceae. The transcript has 2 exons.